CAGCUCUAUCUUCAUUCUCAACUCCAAACCCUAGCUUCACAAACUCUGUCUCUCUCCCUUACACCGUCUUUCAAAUUUUGUUCACCGUAUUCUAUAUGUCAUCUAAAAUGGAGGGUUUCUAUACUCAUUUUUUAGUUUUCCUCUUGCUUGCAAUUACAUGCAGUACAAUAAUAUGUGUUCAAGGACAAGGAACUCGAGUUGGAUUCUAUUUUAGAACAUGCCCUCGAGCCGAAUCCAUUGUCCGAGCGACUGUCCGCUCCCAUAUUAAUGCAACCCCUAAAAUGGCCCCAGGGUUACUGAGAAUGCAUUUUCAUGAUUGUUUCGUUCAAGGUUGUGAUGCUUCAAUUCUUAUUGAUGGAGCUUCCGCAGAAAAAACUGCUCUACCUAAUACUUUAUUGAGAGGUUAUGAAGUCAUUGAUGAUGCAAAGAAACAGCUUGAAGCUAUUUGUCCUGGUGUUGUUUCCUGUGCUGAUAUUCUUGCCCUAGCUGCAAGAGAUUCUGUAACACUAAGUAAUGGACCAAGUUGGCCAGUGCCAACAGGACGCCGUGAUGGGCGUGUAUCAUUAGCUUCCGAUGCAGCUAAUCUUCCUGGUUUCACGGACUCGAUCAAUGUACAAAUAAAAAAAUUCGCUGAUAAGGGACUCGAUAUUAAGGACCUUGUUAGCUUAGUUGGAGGUCAUACCAUAGGGACAUCAGCUUGCCUAUUUUUCAGAUACAGACUAUACAAUUUCAAUUCAACCACUGGGGCCGACCCAUCAAUCGACCCAUCAUUUCUUCCAACUCUACGUAGUCUAUGUCCAGAAGAUGGUGACGCAACUAAGCGUAUCGCAUUAGAUACUGGUAGUGAAGGAAGGUUUGAUUCGACUUUCUUCAAUAACUUGAGAAAUGGAAGAGGAAUUCUUGAAUCUGACCAAAAACUAUGGACUGAUUCAGCAACACAAUCCGUUGUUCGACGGUUUUCUGGCCCCUUUAGAGGUUUAAGUAAAUUGUUAUUCAAUGUUGAAUUUAGCCGAUCAAUGGUGAAGAUGAGUAAUGUAGGUGUCAAGACUAGUUUGGAAGGAGAAAUUCGAACAGUUUGCUCAAAGAUUAAUUGAUCAAGUAAUAUAAUUACGGUUCUUAAUUAAUUUGAAUCUUGAAAUUGUUGAUUUGCUUGUAAGAAUCUUAGUGUAAGCUAAGAUUUAUUUGUUUUCAUUAAUGUAUUCAAUUAAUUUUGAGUGU
Molecule: messenger RNA, 1218 nt
Organism: Papaver somniferum (opium poppy)
Lineage: Eukaryota; Viridiplantae; Streptophyta; Magnoliopsida; Ranunculales; Papaveraceae
Product: cationic peroxidase 2-like
Exons: 3
Coding region: 96-1094 (332 amino acids)
Biological process (GO): response to oxidative stress; hydrogen peroxide catabolic process
Cellular component (GO): plasmodesma; plant-type cell wall
Molecular function (GO): peroxidase activity; heme binding
Source: RefSeq, a predicted model, not a curated record